GUCAGAAAGAGUUCACAAGGAAAUUCGCAACCAACUCCCACGGACCACUUUCCAUGGCUACAGUAGAAGCCACACCGCCAAGGACUUCUUUGUCCCGCGGGGACUCUGCUAAGUCUCGCAGCGACUCGGAUGUCGAAGAAUGCUGGAUCUGCCUGUCGAGCGCAGGCACAUUGACACGCCCUUGCAAAUGUCCACGCGUUUGCCAUCGGGAGUGCAUCGCAACAUGGCAGCUAAUCAAUUAUGGCCGGAGGGAGGAAAGCUGCUGCCGCUUUUGCCAGCAGCGCCUCCCUGCGCUAUGGAGGGGGGAUGAACCAGCAAAUCCCGCGGCUGAAGAACUAAAGGUGGCGCCAGUGAUGGCUGUCAGGUAUAGCGGCCCCGAAGGCACGCGUGAAUUCAAGAUGCGCGUGCGGCCUGGACCCGACGGCCUCGCAGCCUUCAAGGCACAUCUCAAAGAAGCCCUGGGAUUUGAGGUUGGGCCUCAGGUCCACAUCACCUUCGAGUGCCAAAUGCCCUCCACCGGCGCUCUACUCACGCUGACGGGCAUUAACGCCUACGGCGCUGCCACCCACUGCGCUGCCCUCCUGGCAGCCCAGAGACACCCCAACCAGUCGCAAAGCCCGACAGCUAGAGCCGCUGUGGCUUCUCAUCCCCUUAACCCCUUCACACCCUUCAGCAGCAGCGGGAGCGGCAACAAUAGCCCUCAACACCAACAGCACCCCCAACAGCACCGGUCCGCCACGCACUCCUUCAUGCCCGCCUCCCAGGCGCUAUCCACGCCCCGGCCGCUUCCCUGGCGCCGGCCCCGGCGCUUCUGCCAGACGGGAUACACCUCACCCGCCACCACCACCACGAAUUGCAACGCGCCCAUGUCUGCCUCGUGGC
Astrephomene gubernaculifera is the source of this 882-nucleotide messenger RNA. The record is from the annotation of a GenBank genome assembly. NCBI's taxonomy places the organism in Eukaryota, Viridiplantae, Chlorophyta, Chlorophyceae, Chlamydomonadales, Astrephomenaceae.